Anas platyrhynchos (mallard) is the source of this 7132-nucleotide messenger RNA. It is a transcript of the gene ARK2N, whose product is annotated as arkadia (RNF111) N-terminal like PKA signaling regulator 2N. The record is from RefSeq and is a predicted model, not a curated record. Lineage: Eukaryota; Metazoa; Chordata; Aves; Anseriformes; Anatidae.
GCUCGGCGCUCGCCUGCUCCGGCUACGGAAGUGACGGCGGGCGGCGGAGCCCCGCGGCCUCCGGGGACAUUUUCUCCGGUGUCGGGGCGGCAGCGGAGACCCCCCCCCGGCUCCUCCCGGCCGUCCAUGCCCCAGCCGCUGCCCCCCCGGGGGGGAGGAGGAGGCGGCCAGGAGGGGCCCUCGGCGCCCAGGCUGCUGUGUUGCUGAAAACCGUAUCUAGCUGACCCAGUCUUCCAGUCCGCGUACUCCAUGCUUUGAGACCAGGAGAACCUCGGCGUUCUGAAAUGAAGAUGGAGGCGGUGGGAAAAGCAGAAGAACUUCUCGAUUCGGAAGCUCCUCCAAAGGCUUCCGAGAAGCAGGAGACUGCUCCCGAUGAAGAUGGACCUUUAGAACUGGAGCCACAUCCUCAGAAGGACAGUGUGCCCGCUGCCUCAGACUCCGCAGUGCUCUCUUCGAUGCCUUGCUUACUGAUGGAACUGCGGCGAGACUCCUCGGAGUCUCAGCUGGCGUCCACGGAGAGCGAUAAGCCAACGGGUGGUCGAGUUUACGAGAGUGACUCUUCUAAUCAUUGCAUGCUUUCCCCUUCUUCCAGUGGGCAUUUGGCUGACUCAGACACGUUGUCUUCCACAGAAGAGAAUGAGCCCUGUCAAGCUGAAGCUGCUGUAGAGGGAGACCCUUCGGGGGUGUCUGGGGCUGCAGUUGGGAGGAAAUCCAGGCGAUCCAGGUCUGAAAGCGAAACUUCAACAAUGGCUGCCAAGAAAAACCGCCAGUCUAGCGAUAAGCAGAAUGGUCGAGUUACCAAGGUAAAAGGUCACCGAAGCCAAAAGCACAAAGAAAGAAUCCGGCUGUUAAGACAGAAGCGGGAGGCAGCUGCUCGCAAGAAGUACAACCUGCUGCAGGACAGCAGUACCAGUGAUAGUGACCUGACGUGUGACUCGAGCACGAGUUCAUCAGAUGAUGAUGAAGAGGUUUCAGGGAGCAGCAAGACAAUCACUGCAGAGAUACCAGCUGGCUUCAGUCGUGCUGGGGGAUCUGGAGGAGCGACCAGGGAAAUUCCAGGAUUGCUUGACAGGGGCACCGUAUGGGAUAGGAACUGCAUAGGCAAUGUCCUGGAAGAGGCCAUGAACUGCUUUGCCGAGAUGCAGAGGCAGACAGAGGAGAAAUUUCGCAUGUGGAUAGAAAAGCUAACCCGUCUUGACACGGAUGAAGAAAGCAAGCAACAACUGGAGCCCAGGGAUCCUAAAAUGCAACUAGUUGGCCAAAGAGUCCCCCCUACCACGCAGUCAGGGGCAUUCAUACAGAUGCCUGAUAGCCAAGUACUUCCACAGCAGUCGUUUAAUUCUUACAUGGGCUAUCAAAAUGUUGAUGCUACAUUAGAGUUUCCAGCGACUUUUAAUAACAAUUUUCCAGCUAUCUUUCCAGAGAAUGGGAAUAUUGCAGAGCCUGAUCUGAAUCAAUCAUAAACUUAAAUAUAUAUAUAUAUAUAUAUAUAUUUAUCUCCUAUCUUUGCAAUCUUGAUGUUACUUUGGAUUAUGCUAAAAACAAGGUUUGCUUUUCUCUUCAUAUAUAUUUGUUUUGUUUUUCUCUUCUGGGUUUGAAUACCAUGGUAUCUUUUUUAAUUUAUAGAGAAUAUAUAUAUGUAGUUAAAAAAAAAAAAUUUACACCCAUGUGCAUGUGCCAGCACACACAUAAAACACCUGUAAAGGGAGGGGGGGAGUGGGAAACACCGUAGGCUUUCAUCACCCAACUUGGGAAAAUAUAACUUAGAAUCCUUGUUUAAACACCCCAGAAGGAAUAGAGCUAUGUUUGUUACCACAGGAGCAUUUAGACUGCUCAUUCAAAUGCUCUCUUUGCAUGUUAGAACAUUUAUAUAAGGAAAUAAGUUUUAUAUUUAAAGAUGCACCCUAGAGAACCAGACAAGAUACAGACCCGUAACUUUUCCUUAACUCUCUGUUUGUUCCCAAUUUCUGCAGCUUGAACAUGGCACAGAUUAGUUUUUCUUCUUCCUUUUUAGGUAGAAGUAACAAAUGAGCUUGCCCUAAAGCUUUAGCUAUAUAUAACCAAUAUGCACAACUGAUUUUUUUAUUUUUGUCUCCCAUUUAGUAGUUCAUUUUCUGUCCAGAGUUUUUAUUAAUGUCACUGCUGUCUUGCAUAUGACAUAUUUAUGGAAGCAGCUGUCUGACGCUGUGUGCACAAAUAAGCACAUGUAUACAUAUAUAUGUGUUCUGCUUGGGUGGAAAUCAUCUCCUCUAAUUUUAGGUGUCUAGUUUGCUGUUCUGCAGAUCUCUGGAAAGAGAAGCACCUGUAGAGGAUAUCUCCUGGCGGCGUCUUUCUCUUCCAUCAGUUGUCUGAACUCCCCUUCUAAAUAGUUUAGGUGAGAUAACUUCUGGCUGAAGUUAGGCGAGAUGAAUCACCCACAAGGACAUGUGUGUGCAUGCAUGACCGGUGCAUACAAAGCACUGCUGCUUCCCUGUGUAUAUACGAUCAAACUGCAUCCUUCGUGCUGGGAUAAAAAUAGUGGUGUCAGUCCUAAGAUAAGCAACCGUUGCUGGAUGGAUUGGUUCUUGGCACAGGAAUUCAAAGAAAGGUUUGGCAGGCAGAUUAGCAAGCACUGUGGUGGUCGGGAGGAAUGGUUUGCUGCUCUGGGUCAGACAGCAGGAGCUUCUUCUGAACCAUGCUGGAAUGCUGCUGAAAUCAUUAUUUACUUGUGACUGGGAAUGCCAGAGCACUAGUUUCAUUUAAAUAAUACAAUAACUUGCUAUUGCGUGGAUUUUUUUAUACUGUUAGUUAUCCUGAAUAGGCAGGCUUGAAACUGUGAUGUUUAAAGUAGAAUUAAUUUAAAAUAUAUAUUAGAAACCUCUAUUUAAUUCUUACUAUUACUACUACACACAGGGAUUUUUGUUCACCUCUCCAAUAAGGCCUUUCUUCAUGUGAAGUAACUUCUCCAUAGCUACCAAAAAUGUAUACUUCUCAUCAGCUAGAACUUGUUAAAAGUUUCUGAUGCAAAUCAGAAUUUUAAUAAUGGAAAUUUAAAUUCUUUGCAUAGGCAUAGUUUAAGUAAAGAGAACACUACAGGUCUCUUUUUGCUCUGCUAUUUUGUCUUUUAAAUAUCGGUCACUUCUGUUUUUUUCUAAUUAUUUUUGCCAAAUUCGUUUUCUUUCCAUCGGAAGUAACCACUGUAUCUUCUGUAGGUCUAACUUCUUCCUUCCUGAAGUCAGUGGAAGAUUUUUCAUCAGUUUGUGGCUUUCAGAUCAAACCUGUAACAGGAAUUCAAGAAAUGCUUUUUAUUCUUGGUGUAAUACUGUCACUGGUGUUUUAACAUUGUUCUUGGCUCAGACUCUUUUUUUUUUUUUAAUUUGUGAUGCCUUCAUUAAAUAGAAAAGUUAGAGAGCUACGUUAUUUUCAACAUAAGUGUUUGAAAGACUAUGCAGGAGAUAAUUUUUAAGAACUGGAAUAAAAUCUAUACACAACAUACCAACUUCAUGCUUGAUUUUGAUACAAAGAUUUUGAUAUGAACUUACGAGAAGACUCCCUCAUCUGAAUUUGUGUGCAUUUUUAACUUAACUGUAGGUAAACUUUAAAUGAGUUACAUUUAAUUGCAAUUUAAUAAUCGUAUCUGCUUAAAAUUUAAGGUCAUUCAGGGAAGAUAAUUUGCUGAUAUGAAAAAAAAAUCCUCCUGUUGUUCAUAGAUUUGAUAUAUAUGCCUUUAUGAUGAUAAGAGCAGCAUAUUUUAAAGCAUGACAACCUUACAAAGCCUUCCCGUGCAUGCAGAAGCAGCUUUUUGCAGUGACUGGUUUCUUUUAAUGUGUAGGCAUCACUUAACUCAGUAUGUCUGUAAGCAUGCUCUUAGCCUUUUUUUUAUAAAGCACUAGGUAUGGAGCAAUUAAGUAUUUCAAAACAAAUUGUGUAAGGGGAUCAGUUGAGCUUAUUUUUCUCUCAGACUUCUAUACUGACUUUUAUGUACUGAGCUAAUAAAUAGGUAAUAACUUUGGGGAUGUAGCCAGUGAAAUUUCUGCCAACCUUCAGUGUCUUUGUUAGGUAAUCUUUUUUUCUUUAAAAACAAAACAAUAACAAAAACAAAGCAGAAUUGAAAUAACUUAGUGUAUUAACAGGUAAUUUGCAUUUGAAUACUGUAGGCAAAAAUUUAAAAUUCUCCAAUGCUUUUAUCCAUCAUUAUUUUAUUUUAUUUUUUUAAUGAAAACAAUUAUAAAUGUGAAAGAACAAGCAGACAAUUAAAGAUGUAAUAGUAUUAGGGUCAACUUAUUGAAAGGCAUCCCGAAGGCUGAGGGGAUGGUUCAUCUCAGAUGUAAUUGGAACUCAUUUUCCCCAUGAAAGCUGCCUAGCGUUGAGAAUACCUGUGCAAGAGCAAUGGCUGUAAAUGAUUUUGGAAACUUCCAGGCUCCUGAUAGGUAACUUCAGAGGUUUUUAUUUCCUGGAAAAAUGGAAAUAUUUUUGCUGUAGUAUCUGACUACAGUUGAGUUUGCCCAGGUUUCCAUUUUAAGUCUGUUUUCAAAGGGCUUUGACUAGAAACUUUCAGGGAGUUAGAAUUUCUUCAGCUGAAAUUUUAACGUAAAUUUUAAUCUCAUCGAUUUAGUAUUGCAUUAAAGUAGUCCAGCCUUAUUUAAGUGUAUCAGGAGGAAACUCUUUUGCUUUUCAACUUGGAGAUAGAUUUUUUUUAAUGUGUGUUUUUGCUCACAUCUCAAUAAAUUGCUUUAAAACCACUGAGUUUAACACAUAGAGGAGAAUCAGUAGGACUUUUUGCACAGGUAUGGAGAAUCACAAAUGAUGAUUUGGAGUUUGUGUAAUUUUCCUAAGAUUUAUGCUUCAGAAAGGAUUAAAGACACAUUCUAGUUUCUUAAGUAGAUAAUUACAUGUGGUCUUAUGUUUUUGGAAGGGUAGAUGUGUCAGGUCAGAUCAGCUGGCGUAGACCAGGAUAACUCCAGUGUAAACGGUGCCAAUGUAAACCCAACUGGCCUGUUCAGGUUUCUACGUUGCCAUUUUUAAUAUUGAAUUAUGUUCUCAAUGCGGCAAAUGUUUCUGCAUGGGAGUAAUUGAACACCCCUUCCAUCGACUGCAGAGUCAGGAUCUAGUAGGGGGCGAAACACAGCUACUUCAUUAAUGUUUUUAUAUGAGUGCAAACGAGCCUUUAUAGAAGGGACUAAUUGAAAUGUCACGAAAUGUCAAACUGCCGAUUCGGUGAAUGAAACAUUACAGGAUCUGCUCCUAGGGUGGGAUCCAGUGCAGAAGCCCCUGGAGGUCUGGGGGGCCGAGCAGUCGUGCUCCUUUUCCCCUUGAGAGGGGUUUGAGAGGUACAGGCAGUCCCCAAGUUUGGCACACACGUUGGUUUAGCUGAGGGUUGGGGUCUUUUCUUCAUGUGCUUCUAACAAAGUAAGUGAAUUUUCAGGGCUUGUUUAGGAAAAAAGGUAUGUUUUUUUUUUUAAUUAGCAUGCAGCAUAAAACAAAUUCAAGUCAAGGCAGUGAGCCUUAAAACAGUCUGUUGGAAAAGUAACUGAGCAGGGGGAAAAAAGGCAAAAAAAAAAAAAAUCCUAGGCAUUUCAGGUAUACAAAUCUUUAUUGUUAUUUCUAACAGCAUUAGGACAAAAUAAUUCAGGUAGAAAUAUGCAUUUGUUUGUGUUAUUAUUUUUAAGUUCACGGUGUCUUAGUGUUCGUGCAGGAUUGUUUGGUUAUUUUGUCAGAGCUGCUAAAGUUAAGACUGGAGGACCGGUCUUAGAUGUGCUGGGAUGAGGUUGGGCAUUUAUUUUGCCAGUCAAAACGUAUUUAUAUUAUCACUGCGUUUUCUUGUUAAUGUAUUUUGUUUCUUUCUGUAUCACAUACUGUAAAUGUCUUUAAGUGCUAUCCUGUGUCUUUAAGGGCAUUAGAAAUUAAGUCCUAGCCCUAUUAAAACCGGUAGAAAACCUCUACUAAUUUCAAUGGGGCUGGCAUUUCUCCUCAUUAGCAAAGGAACUUGCUGCAGGUUUUGGUCAGAGACUACUUUAAGGGGGACUCUUUGCCUGAUAAAAGUGUGUAAACGGGGCUCCCUGAGCUGAUGUUUGUUUUUUUGAAAUGAUCAAGGUCUGCACUGUGACCACUGCAGCUGUGUUUGGAAGCAUUAGAACAAACGCGCUGUGCAAUUAGUACUGUAGACGCUAAAUACUCAGGCUGGUUGAUGAAGAUGGACAGUACUUCGCAAAACAUGCGGCUAGAAAACGCUUUUUCUCACAAAAUUUUUUAAUCUCAUGGUGCUGGAUCAGCAAAGCAAAGGCACACGGAGAACAAGAUUAAAUUAAGACCGAUUUUGAGCGCUCUGUUACAUCUCAGACCGAUGGGCAGGGGUUAGCCCAGACCAUCAGGCAUUUGGUAUCUCAUCACACCGCAGCAGCUCGCCGUGGGAGGAUGCAGACCGUGCUCCAAAAACGUGAUGCUCCUGGCGGGGUGAGCCUGCCUGCACUUGCCUGCCUUUUGCUAAAGUAAGUUGUGCCUCCGCAGGAGACUUUGUGGUUGUAGCUCUGUGUGAUGCUUUCAAAUCCCUCCUGAUAAACCUCUCCCCCGUAAAAGUAGGGAAGAGAGCUGGCUAAUAGGUCUGCUUCCACAAUUAAGUAGUCAUUAAGUAGCACCAGUGACAAUGAGUCCUGUUGUGCGACAGACAUCGUGCAUUUCCUCCUGUUCUCAGUGCACAACCAUGCUCCGUGCGCCUUUGCUUAACGCACAUUGAAAAUGACUUUAUUGCAUCUCGGUGUAACUUGGUAAAACAAAUCCAAGAUACUUUCCAUCUGGCCAUCAAAAAGCCUGAAAGAAUGAAUGUUGAUCAGCAAGACUUGAAUUUUUGAGAUCUCUUCUGGUGUGAUAUAUUAUAAAUGAUCCAGUCUGAAAACAGAUACUCAUUUGAUCAUGUUGGUUUUCAUUAUUUUAUUAUGAUAGUUUAAAAAAAAAAAAAGCUUUACUGUGUGAAAUGAAGGAAACUGUGAGGAAAAUGGAUUCAUCAUUUUUUUUGUUCACUUUAUGAUUUUAGGGAGAAUGUUGUUACACUACUAUUGUUUUUUAUUGUAUUUACCAUGUAUUCUUUGCCUAACCCUGUAAAUUUUGAAAUGUAACUACUGUAACCUGGAAUAAAUAAAUAAACAUAAAUAGUAAA